AUGGCAGCUGAGAUAUGCUCAGAGAUUUCAAGUCCAAGAAUUUCGUUCUCGUAUGAUCUCAAUGAGACAGAGGAGUCUCUCCCUGCUGAAUGCUGCCACCGCAGAUCAGAUGCACUGCUGCUAGACUUCAGCACUGACUUUGAUUUCUGCAUUAGUGUUAAUAACUUCCACCAAGAUAAUUUAUCAGCUGAUGAGCUUUUUUCAGAUGGAAAAAUUCUUCCUACUCAGAUCAAGAAAGUGAAGAGCAUUACUCUAGAUUCGGAUACUCAUCGAUCAAAGCCUUGUACAACUAGCCGCGUGGGACUGAGAAGCGGGAAUGUGAAUGAUGAGACCAAGAAGAAAAGGCUAAAGGAGUUUUUAUUCGAAAGUAUUGAGGAAGAUAAGCCUGCAUCCAAAUCUUUUUGGCAUUUUAAGCGAAGCACUAGUCUAAAUUGUGAAAAUAACCGGAGAAAUAAAGGACUGAUUGGUUCUUUACAGGUUCUUGGUCGGAGCAAUUCAACUGGUUCUGCUCCGAAUUAUUGCGAGAAAGAAUCACAUGUCUCUAGGCACCUGUCACGUGUCAUAUCUUCUCUAAAUAAUAUGCCAAUUUAG
This is a messenger RNA of Daucus carota subsp. sativus, 591 nucleotides long. RefSeq lists its product as uncharacterized. The record is from RefSeq and is a predicted model, not a curated record. The coding region runs from base 1 to 591 and encodes 196 amino acids. Lineage: Eukaryota; Viridiplantae; Streptophyta; Magnoliopsida; Apiales; Apiaceae. The transcript has a single exon.